UCAUCAACCCGAUGUACGUACACAAAUUGUCUUUUUGAAGCGCUAGGCAACAUACCGUCAGAACAUCCAUCGUAGUGUAUCACUUCGCUCUGUCUGCUGAACAGCAUGUUCGAGAACGGCUGCAGCUUAUUUGCAAUUUACUUGCUUAGUUUCAUUGGUCUGUACGCCAGCCUCAUAUUUCUGUACGAAACGCUUAAUUCACCAGUUCGUAUCAUCUGGAGGGUCUUAUUUCCAAAGCCUAGUCUCAAAGACCGAUAUGGUCCAUGGGCCGUGGUAACGGGGUCGUCCGAUGGGAUCGGAAAGCAGUACGCGUUGAAUUUGGCUCGCAAUGGCAUGAACCUGCUGCUGAUCUCCAGAACCAAAUCCAAACUGCAACAGGUAGAACGAGAAAUUCGUUCCGAGUGCAAUGUGGAAGUGAAGAUAAUGGACAUUGACUUUUCCGAUGGUUAUCGGGUGUACGCCCGAAUUCGUAAGGAGCUUGAAGGACUCGACGUUGGAGUGCUUGUGAACAACGUUGGAGUCAUUCACAAGCACCCGAUUACGGUGGAGGAAAUCACACAAUCGGAAAUGGAUCAAGUGUUUACCGUCAACAUGCUCUCCACUGUGAUGAUGGUUCAGAUGGUUCUACCCGGCAUGAAACUACGUCACCGGGGGAUCAUUGUGAACAUGAGCUCUGAGGGCGGACACGUUCCAAUGCCAUUCGUCGCCCUCUACGGGGCUUCUAAAGCGUUUCUCUGUUCGUAUAGCGAAGCCCUACAGGAGGAACUCAGAGACAGCGGAGUUGAAUGUCAGCUGGUGAUGCCGAUGGUUGUGGCGGACACUUCUUUUCUUGUUUAUGUUGGGCAAAGGUUUCUCGUCAAGCUGUUAUCCGCGAACUUGGAGAAUUUUGGAAAGAUGGCUGUUUGGCUGAUUGGCAAGACGUAUUACACCACGGGAUGCUGGUAUCAUGCAGUGCAAGUCACCGGACUGAGAAUGUUCCCGCGAUGGAUUCUUACCAAAAUAAUUUUGUUCUACAUGAGAAGAAUGUCCAGAGAACAAGAGAAAGCGUCAUGAUGUUAUAAAAGCAUUGUCUAUGAAUAUAAUUUCUUAUAAAUUUGAGCUUGUAUUCUUCUUCUUCAUGGCAUUACAUCCCCCACUGGGACAUUGAGCAUUUCCACGGUUACUAACUGCGAGGAUUCUAAGCCAAGUUACAAUUCGUGCAUUCGUAUAUCAUGAUCCUAAAACUUUCAUACUUUAACUGCCAGAGAAGUCCCCCGAUGUAUUGUUAAUUGCGGGCCGGAGGUACUGAACGGAUAAGAAGAGUUUGGUUUUAAUUGUUCUAGCGUCUGGUUGCAGAUUUCCGUUAUCCUCUACACGACAAUAGAUGGCCAGGAAAGUCGAGAAAAUUUGCAACCCGAAGAUUUCCUAGACUGAGCCGGAAAUUGAAUCCGGCCCUUUCAGCAUGCUCUUGCUUGUACAUAUUGCCAUUUACGAUGAUGGGUCAUUAGGCGGAAGGACGUUAGGCCGAAUGAGAACUGGGAGUGAGGAAUGAGUAGUGUGAAGUGAGGAAGAAGUAGAAUGGAAGAAGAAGAAAUUAAAAGGGAGGAAGAAGUUAAAAAAGGAGGAAGGAGGGAGAAGAAAGGAGGAAGAAUGUAGAAGGACGAAGCAGGUAGGAAGCAAGAAGGAAACAGGAUGAAGGAAGAAGGAAGAAGGAAGAAGAAACAAAGAAGAAGGAAGAAGAAAGAAAGAAGAAAGAAGAAAAAACGAAAGAAGAUAGAAGGAAGAUGAAAGAAGAAAGAACCUGACACCGCCAUUUACUUAGUAUAUUGGACAUUAUUAAUAUUCAGCAAUUCCUAUCCAUAAUGAUAUCUUAAAUCAAAGUGUGGUAUAAUCUUCGAUUAUAGUGUGAAAUCAUUAUCACAUUAAAGGAAUAAACUACAACAUUAUGCUUAAG
Molecule: messenger RNA, 1933 nt
Organism: Armigeres subalbatus
Lineage: Eukaryota; Metazoa; Arthropoda; Insecta; Diptera; Culicidae
Product: very-long-chain 3-oxoacyl-CoA reductase-like
Exons: 4
Coding region: 106-1053 (315 amino acids)
Cellular component (GO): endoplasmic reticulum
Molecular function (GO): oxidoreductase activity
Source: RefSeq, a predicted model, not a curated record